AUGAGUGAUCCAGCUCAUGUUCUUAUCACCGGCGCUGCAGGACAAAUCGGCUAUAUCCUUUCACAUUGGAUUGCUGGAGGCGAAUUAUACGGUGACCGUCCAGUUGUUUUACAUCUCUUCGAUAUUCCACCAGCCAUGAACAGACUUACAGCUCUUACAAUGGAAUUAGAGGACUGCGCAUUCCCACACCUCGCAGGUUACGUUGCUACAACUGAACCAGAAGCUGCAUUCAAGGAUAUUGACUGCGCUUUCUUAGUUGCAUCAAUGCCACUCAAACCAGGUCAAGUUCGUGCUGACCUCAUCAGCUCAAACAGUGUUAUCUUCAAGAACACUGGUGAAUACCUCUCAAAGUGGGCUAAACCAACAGUUAAAGUUCUCGUUAUAGGUAACCCAGAUAACACAAACUGCGAAAUCGCAAUGCUACAUGCAAAGAACCUCAAGCCAGAAAACUUCUCAUUUCUCAGCAUGCUCGAUCAUAACCGCGCUUACUACGAAGUUGCCUCCAAAUUAGGAGUUCACGUUCAUGAUGUCCAUGAUAUCAUCGUUUGGGGUAAUCAUGGUGAAUCAAUGGUUGCUGACCUUACACAAGCUACUUUCACAAAGGAUGGAAAGACUCAGAAAGUUGUCGAUGUUCUUGAUCACGAUUACGUUUUCGGUACUUUCUUCAAGAAGAUCGGACAUCGUGCUUGGGAUAUUCUCGAGCACCGUGGUUUCACAAGUGCUGCUUCUCCAACAAAGGCUGCAAUUCAGCACAUGAAAGCUUGGCUUUUCGGCACAGCUCCAGGAGAAGUCCUCUCAAUGGGUAUCCCAGUUCCAGAGGAUAACCCAUACGGUAUCAAACCAGGCGUUGUCUUCUCAUUCCCUUGCAACGUUGACAAGGAAGGAAAAAUCCAUGUUGUAGAUGGAUUCAAAGUCAACGAUUGGCUCCGCGAGAAGCUCGAUUUCACAAUGAACGAUCUCUUCCACGAAAAAGAAAUCGCUCUUGAACACCUUGCUCAGUAA
Molecule: messenger RNA, 1002 nt
Organism: Trichomonas vaginalis G3
Lineage: Eukaryota; Parabasalia; Trichomonadida; Trichomonadidae
Product: lactate dehydrogenase isozyme 2
Exons: 1
Coding region: 1-1002 (333 amino acids)
Biological process (GO): tricarboxylic acid cycle; oxaloacetate metabolic process; malate metabolic process
Molecular function (GO): L-malate dehydrogenase (NAD+) activity
Source: RefSeq, a predicted model, not a curated record